Syngnathus typhle (broad-nosed pipefish) is the source of this 1302-nucleotide messenger RNA. It is a transcript of the gene rnf151, whose product is annotated as ring finger protein 151. The transcript is spliced from 5 exons. Gene Ontology annotation, molecular function: zinc ion binding. Gene Ontology annotation, biological process: regulation of canonical NF-kappaB signal transduction; positive regulation of JNK cascade. The record is from RefSeq and is a predicted model, not a curated record. Gene Ontology annotation, cellular component: plasma membrane signaling receptor complex. NCBI's taxonomy places the organism in Eukaryota, Metazoa, Chordata, Actinopteri, Syngnathiformes, Syngnathidae. Bases 421 to 1152 code for a protein of 243 amino acids.
UCACUGUGCACUAUCAGCCAUCAGCUGAGAAGUAGGAGUUGAAACCCUCCCUCACCCUGAGUGGUUGGCGGCACCACUUCACAGAAUUGGUAGUGGUUGGACGUCUGGGGCUUCUUAUCCACCCCACCGUACACCAGGCUUGGUAUUUUGGGUUGUCUCCAUAAAAUGUCAUAGUGUGUUAAUAUGAAUGUUUGAUGAAGUUUCCUAAAUAAUUUGUGACUGAGGCUCACAAAGUUUGCAUUUGUGCUUGAAAGGAAAGGACAGGACAGGACAAGAAAGGACUUGCUGCAAAAUGGGGGCCAGGCUGCCACGGAAAGGACGCGCUGCAAAAUGGGGGCCAGGCUACCACCAUUGACUGCUCACUGUUGUCAUUUUUGCUCCCCUACAAUGGAAACAUAACGGUCAGUGGAAACGAACAACAUGACGGAUGCAGACGUGUCUUCGCCAAGUGGCGGUUACGACGCAGAGCAGUUUGUGGACCCUCCAGACUACGAUCUCAUCUGCACCAUAUGCCAGGGGGUCCUGCGGUGCCCCGUUCGAGCGGCGUGCCACCACAUCUUCUGCAAGAAGUGCAUUUUACAGUGGCUUAAGAGACAGGAGACUUGCCCCUGCUGCCGAAAGCCAAUUAACGCGUGCAUGAUCUUUGUCAUGUUCAAACUCAGCAAGACGAUAGGACGCAUGAAGAUAAAGUGUAAGAAUGAGAUCCGUGGUUGCGCGGAGACAUUCGCCCUCUCGGAGCAGUAUUGCCACAGCCUGAGCUGCUUGUUCGAGCUGGUCUCCUGCCCGUACCCAGGGUGCCGGGCGCAGCUCCUCCGGCGCGACCUAGAGACCCACGCUCGCCACUGCGAGCACUGGCGCCAGCCCUGCCACAUGGGCUGCGGCACCAUGCUCUCCCACCGCACGCGGACUCAGCACAACUGCUACAUGCAGCUCAAGCUGCACUACCAAGACAAGAGCAGAAACCACGGGGCCAUCGCCGUCGCCCUGCAGAGGAAGAUGAGGAGGAUGCAGAACACCAUGACGCACAUGAUGAGGCAAAUCGGGCUGAUAUGUGAGAGUCUGCAGGCGAUGGAUGAGCUGCACAAGGUGGAGGAGGACUUGGGAGAGGGCAGCUCCAGAUCCACGGGGAGCAGAUUUACCAGCGACGGCUGACAGUUGAAGGAAGAAUGUCUUUAUUUCAUAGGUGUUGUGUGUUGGAAUAUGCAGAUAGGUUUAUCACACAUGAAAGUGAGUGAAUGUGGGACAUUGUUGUGCUCUUUUUCAUAUUUAUUUUGUAAAUAAAACUAGGAUUACCAAACGUAA